Molecule: messenger RNA, 2224 nt
Organism: Cuscuta campestris
Lineage: Eukaryota; Viridiplantae; Streptophyta; Magnoliopsida; Solanales; Convolvulaceae
Source: the annotation of a GenBank genome assembly
GAUGAAAGAAAGAGAAAACUCCUGAUAAAGAAGAAGCAAGUUGAUGGUGACCCCCAAAGCUGGCGAGUGAAGAAAUAGAUGUGCCACAGAGUUCCACUCUCAACCCUUCCUUGCGGAAAUGGUUCGCAAUUUCUCGAUGUUAGGGUUUCGGAAUGGUUCCCAAGAUGAUGAGAAUUUCCGGUGGAUUCAUCUUCAGGCGGGCCAGCAGAGGAUUAUCCCCAAACGGUAACAAUCCCAUGGGUUUCUCUGGUUUUCACAGUGGUGUUUCUGAUGUUAGUACAAAUCUCCAGGAUUCAUACCUGGAGCACUGCGAAUCGAACUUUAAUGGCGUCAAGAAGCUUGAUGAUGCGCUUGUUCUGUACCGGCAUAUGGUCCUUAUGAGACCCUUUCCUCCAAUUGUGAAAUUCAACCAACUCUUGAGUUCCAUUGUGAAGAUGGGGUGCUACAGUGAUGCUGUCUCGCUAUUUCAAGAUAUUUGUGCCUCUGGCGUUCGGGUAGAUCACUACACGUUGACCGUUGCUGCCAAUUCCCUUGCCCGUUUGGGUAGGGUAGACUUGGGUUUUGCCAUUUUGGGUACCCACUUGAAGCUCAGUCUAGUGCCCGAUGUCGUUUUUUACAACACUUUACUUAAAGGGUUGUUCCUUCAAGGUAGGGUUCAAGAUGCCAUUGGGUUGUUUAAGAAGCUAUUGAGUGAGAGACUGUGUGUGGUAAGUGUAGUCACAUUGCUAGUACUAAUUGAUGGCCUCUGCAAGGCUGGGCACACUGGCAAGGCUGGGAAGUUGCUUCAUUUGCUUGAUGAGAAAGGAAACCGCAGGCCAAAUGUGUUUGCAUAUAGCACCAUCAUUGAUUCUUUGUGCAAGGAUUCCAAGGUGGACGAUGCCCUUGUCCUGUUAUCCAAGAUGGUGGCAAGGGGCAUUCCUCCUAAUGUUGUGACCUAUACUUCCCUAAUUCACGGGCUCUGUAAAUUUAGCCGGUGGAAAGAGGUAAAAGAGCUGCUGAAAAGAAUGGCAGACUCUAAAAUUCCUCUUGAUGCCCAUACGUACACUGUAUUAGUGGUUGGGUUUUGCAAGGAAGGAUGGGUUAACGAUGCUGCGAAAACCAUAGAGACAAUGGUUCAAGAAGGUGUAGAACCCAAUGUUAUCACAUACAGUGUUUUGAUGGAUGGAUACUCCUUGCAAGGAAAGAUCAGCAGUGCUUUGAAACUCUUGAACACCAUGAUUUACAGGGGAUGCGACCCGGACAUUCAAACUUACAAUAUUCUAAUAAAUGGGUAUUGCAAGAGUGGGUAUUUAGAUAAGGCCAUGCAAUUGUUUGAAGAAAUCCCUAGCAUUGGCCUAAAGCCAACCGUUGUUACCUACAGCAGUAUCUUGGAGGGCUUGUUUCAGGCAGGGAGAUGUGCUGAUGCAGAGAAGCUUUUCAACAAGAUGGUAGAAAGUCAAGAAUAUCCAGAUCUUGUCACCUACACUAUUCUUUUGGACGGCUUCUGCAAGAACUAUCGUGUUCCACAAGCGCUCUCUUUGCUGAGGAUGAUGGAAGCCAACAGUCCUGCCCCAGAUAUCAUUACCUACAACACUGUCAUAAAGGGACUGUUCAAUGAUGGAAAAUCAAGCAUUGCAAUGGAUCUGUUCAUUGCCCUUCCCUCCAAAGGCGUGCAACCAAAUAUGACAACUUACAGAAUUAUGGUAAGUGCCUUUGCCAAGAUGCCAAAGGCAUGCUCAAGAAAAUGGUGUGAUGCCAGAUAGUGUGGCAUACAAUGUACUGAUCCGUGGGUUACUGAAAGAGAAUGAGCAUUGUGAUGCUACAUUACUUUUGGAGGAGAUGUUAAAACUUGGAUUUUUGCCUGAUGAUGCAACUUGCAAAAUUUUACUGAAGUCAAUCUUACGAGAAGGGCCAGAGUCCACUCUGCUGCAUAUGCUUCUGAAUAUCAAAGAGAAUGACCGAAAGUCCAGAUCUUGAAUGCUUUCCGGGAAGUUUCAUAUUAUUACCUCAUUGAGGGAGUUAGAGACUUCAAUCCUUAGGCCUGUGAUUCAUCUUUUGUAAAAUAGGCGGUAUUAGCAAUAGUUCUGAUGUUUACUCUGCUUAUGUUCUUCAGGGUGAUUCAGGUCAGAGCCAAUUUAUCAGAAUCAGGCGCCGUUUGGUACACGGAAUUCAAACUAUGGAAUUGGAAUUGGAGACAACAAUUUCAAUUCUGCUAUUUGGAGAAAAAUGAAUUAGAAAAAUGAAU